Thrips palmi is the source of this 4397-nucleotide messenger RNA. RefSeq names its product WD and tetratricopeptide repeats protein 1-like. Gene Ontology annotation, biological process: negative regulation of fatty acid biosynthetic process. The transcript is spliced from 13 exons. Bases 340 to 2451 code for a protein of 703 amino acids. Gene Ontology annotation, molecular function: protein binding. Lineage: Eukaryota; Metazoa; Arthropoda; Insecta; Thysanoptera; Thripidae. Gene Ontology annotation, cellular component: cytoplasm; Cul4-RING E3 ubiquitin ligase complex. The record is from RefSeq and is a predicted model, not a curated record.
GUCACUUUCUCUCCCACAGCCAAAACAUAGCAGAAGCUGCAGCUGCACUGCUGUUUUUAUCAUGUCUGCCUGUCACAUCAAUGCGCGAGUAGUGUUGUUUGUUGUCAUGCGUGGUUAACAGGAGUUUGCUCGUGAAUUAAUUUUGAGCCAUCAAAUUAGUCGAUGAACUGUUGUUUUGUCUUCGGACUGGCGUUGAUUGGCCUACUGUUCUUUUCACGUUAUCUUACGAAUGAGACCUAUUUUUAGGUCUACGCGUCGAUACAUGUUUUCGACGUGAAAGAGGUGCCUUGGUACUGUUUAGUUGCCUGGGAAAAUACCCGGUCAAUAAUUCAAUCAAAAAUGACUACUGACGGGAGUGUCUUUGAUCUCCUGUGGAAGAGAGAAAUCGAUGACAACAUAGCAAGAAAGGUUCAAAGCCGUUUACAUGUCACAGAGGAGUUACUACAACGUCUUGGUCUUGAAAAGGAGCUAGAGGGUCACACUGGCUGUGUAAAUUGUUUAGAAUGGAAUUCAACCGGAGAGAUACUAGCGUCUGCAUCAGACGACGUCAGGAUUAUUAUUUGGGAUCCUUUUCGUCAUAAGUUGCUGGACACAAUAUCUACCAACCAUCAUGGGAACAUUUUUUCUGUCAAAUUUAUGCCCAAAACCAAUGAUAGCCUCAUGGUUUCGGGAGCAGCUGAUUAUAUGAUUAAUCUCCAUGACAUUAAACUCCAUGAAACUGUAAGUGUGUGCUCUUGUCACACUAGUCGUGUCAAACGGUUAGCGGUCUGUCCUGACUGUCCACAUUUGUAUUGGAGUGCUGCAGAGGAUGGAACUGUGAGACAGUUUGAUAUACGUGCACCACAUGUCUGUAGAUCAGACAGUCCCAACAUUCUUGUGUCCCUCAAGCGCUGCCUGGGCCGUCUUGCAGAAGCCAAAUGCCUUUCCGUCAAUCCUGUGAGAUCAGAGCUUCUGGCUGUUGGAGCAAAUGACCCAUUUGUUCGUAUAUAUGACCGCCGUAUGAUACGUCUUACUACAACCCAUAAAAUUGAACAAUUGUUACCUGAUUCUAAUGAUUACACACAUCAAACUGACUAUCUUCCUGAAGGAUGUGCUGAAUACUUUGUGGCAGGUCACCUUAGGACCAGACCAUCACUCCAAAAUGGGAAACUCAAAAGUUACACUUCUACUUAUGUGACUUUUGGUGCCAAUGGGCGAGAUCUACUUGUUAAUCUUGGUGGAGAACAGAUUUAUCUGUUUGACAUUUAUGGCAGGAGAAUAGUACAGCAUUUUAAUUUCAGGGCCUCACCAUAUUAUAUAGAAGACGCUGGAUCCUCUAACAAAGGGGAGUGCACUAGCCCAGGCACACUUCCAUCAUGCAUAUAUAAGAACAUACCCCCAAUUACCAGCCGUUGGAUCCGUGCAAUGCUUGAGGAUGCCAAUGCUGACCCCAUUACUUCACGUCCAACUUUACCUCCUCGAGUAGAAACUCUGCGGCUGGAAGCAAAUGAUGCAUUUGUGGCCCUAGACUACUCGGCUGCUGUGCGUCUUUACAACAUAGCCAUAAACUUGUGUAAAGAAAGCGCUGUCCUGUAUGGAAAUAGAGCUGCAGCUCUUAUGAAGAGAGAUUGGGAUGGAGAUAUUUAUGCUGCUCUGAGAGAUUGUCAAAAAACAUUGGAACUUGAAUCAAAUCACUACAAAGCCCACUUUAGGAUGAUACGAUGUCUACAUGAACUGCAAUGGACCACUGUGGCAUCAGAUUGUUUAAAAGUUUUCAAGAACAAGUACCCAUCACAUGCUCAGAGUAAUGCUUGCCGAGCUUUGGAAAAAGAUAUUGAAACAGCAAGGGUAAAUAAAGAAAAAGAAGCUGAGGAGAUGUCAAAAACUGAUAAAGAGGAAGUGCAGCAUCAUGCUGCUAAUCGCUGGGACUUUAAUCUGACUUUGUACCGACCUUCGUUCUCACCUCAAGAAGAACAAUGGCAACAGAGAGCAUUUGACUAUGAAAAACGAUACUGUGGACAUUGUAACACUACUACUGAUAUUAAAGAAGCAAACUUUUUUGGGGAGGAAGGACAGUUCAUUGUUGCAGGAUCUGAUGAUGGAUAUAUGUAUUUUUGGGAUCGUAAUACCACCAACAAUUUGCGCAUAUUAAGGGGAGAUGGCUCAAUCGUAAACUGCUUGCAGCCCCAUCCAACAUAUUGUCUUCUUGCAAGCUCGGGCAUUGACCCAGUUGUGCGACUUUGGAGCCCACUUCCCGAGGAUGGGAGAAAAGAUGACAGAGAGGUAAGCAACAAGGAUGUUGCUGCCAGUGCCAACCAGAGACGAAUGAGACGAAUGAAUCCAUUUGAUGUGUUUGAUGUCAUGAUGAAUAUGGGAUAUAACCCUGAAGGUGCUAAUUCUGAUGCAAGUGAUGAUGAUGAAGAUUUCAUGAAUAGAGUAGGGGCUCCAAAUUGUGCUUGUCGACCGAGUUAACAUUCCUUUUGUUUUUUAUUUUAAGCAUUAAGGUGAAUACUGUGCCUCUGGGAUUUUAGUAAUUGGGUUUAAGUUGAUUGGACCAAAUUCCUCUACCAAAAAUAACAGCAGUCUAUCUCAUUUUGCUUUCUUAGUAUCAUGAUUUUUGGGAUACAGGAGAUGAUCCUUUAGUCGUCUUCUUUCACAAGAACCCAGAAUGCAGAACAUCUCAAACUCUGUUUCACUCCUUCAAUUGUAAGAUCUCAUCAGUGGGCAUUGUUAUGUUCCCUGGGAGGUUGACAGUUAGGAUGACACACAAAUGAAUCACAAAUGGGACAGGUAUCUAAUCCAGCUUUUAAAAUUAUUUUGCAUUGUUUGUAUUGAUCUGUAAGUGCCUUUGUCAUAGUUCUGAUAGCAACAGUAAGUUAAAACACAAUGCCAUCAUCCUUGUCCCUCAAAUUUACUUGGGCUUCCAGCAUAAUUUUUCUAGUAUGAAAAAAGAUGGUGUUUGUGACAUUUUUUUUGUUUUUUGUUUUUAAUGAAUGAAUUAUUUUGGUAUGUGUUAGGAACUGUGUUGUGUACUGGCUUCAUAUCUUCUCAAGAUUGUCACAGUGAGGGAGUACAGUAAGUUUAUUCCCGUUUUAGUCUGGGGGAAAAAAAUUAUGGGCCAAUUGACUUCAGGGAGCUUAUAUAUUUGUAUUAUUACUUGUAGUCUUUACAACAUAAGGCUUAUGAAGUUGUAAUACCUGUAUCUAUUCUGAGUGCCAUAACUUAUAUCAAUCCUACAUGCUUUUUGAAAAAGUCAAACAACUGUUCUGUAAAAAUGCUUAAGCAGAACAGCUAUGAGAUCUGCUGUGUAUAGACUGAAUUAAGAUUUAAAUUAUGGAAGUGGAAGGUUGCACUGCUUUGUUUGGUAUACUGGUAUACUACCUCUGCAAAUUGAGUGUUGUAAAUAAGUAGUGUUUUGUUGGUUGUUAGAUUGAAGUGUGCCUCAGAUGUCGUCUGACGGAAAUGCGGGCUCUAGCUUGUUUUUCUUCUCUCUGUGUUGUUGUAACUUUAUUACAGUCCUCUUAUGUUUUUCAACAUAACCCACCUUUUCUUCUUGCACAUUUUGAUGAUAGAAAGCAUGGUUUCACUUUGAAUUUCUUAGAAUGUAGUUGUAUCCAUACAUUUUAGUGGCAACCUUUCUAAUAUUUGACUGAUUUGAGUUAAAGCUAUGUGGUGACUAACUAAAAAUUUGCUCUAGUGAGUUAAAAUUUCAUUUGUUUCUAGUUUGAAGUUUGUCUAUCUCAUCGAUUAUGUCUAUCCUUUAUUGUUUGUGGUAAGGAUGACAGAAUAGGUGGUUUAGCAACUCCAAUGACUGAGCUAGUUUUCUAGUUUGUGGGUUUAUGUGAUUCCCUUCAGCUUGUUGUGCUUCUUGGAAGCAACAGUGGAGCUUGGGAUACCUUGUGAUAUGAUAUUUGUACCAUUAGUUGUAUGUAGUUUCAAAAUUUUAAUGUUUACUUGUGUAUAUUUAUUUAAUGAAAAGAAGUUGUUUUCUUUGAAAAUGUAAAAGGUUAUAUCACUUACAAAUCAUAUUGUAAAAUUGUUGUUGUAUUCAAUGAAAUUAUUAUAAUGAUGCUUGUCAAAGCAUUAGGUUGUUGAUCGUAUCAAUUGAUAAACUCAUCCUUAAACGGUUUCUUUAUGGUUUUCAGCUGAAAACCAUAAUUUUAAUGUAUUUGAUUUGAUUACUGUUGCUGUAAAUACUUGAGUGCUAGCUGUCCCAAAAUAUUUUUGUUGAGUUUAGAAGGGGGCUGUGUUCUCGCAACAUAUGCGGUUUAGAAGCGGGGAAAGUCCUCGCCUCGCAUUGCUGGAAUCACGUCAGAUUGCUAAGUAGCGCUUGUUAUUGUUAGAUAGCCUCGGGCUGCACUUUUGUUACGGGCGCACUGUGACUGAUAUAUUCAAUAAACGGCAGAAACCGCACCGUC